Messenger RNA from Acanthaster planci (crown-of-thorns starfish), 1894 nucleotides. It is a transcript of the gene spata4, whose product is annotated as spermatogenesis associated 4. Gene Ontology annotation, biological process: regulation of cytoskeleton organization. Gene Ontology annotation, molecular function: microtubule binding. The record is from RefSeq and is a predicted model, not a curated record. NCBI's taxonomy places the organism in Eukaryota, Metazoa, Echinodermata, Asteroidea, Valvatida, Acanthasteridae. Gene Ontology annotation, cellular component: axoneme.
AACAUAGCUGCGCUCAAUCGUACAGCUCAGGCAUCAUGCAUGCAAAGGGUGAGGCUUGGCGCGUUUAGUCUGAAGACGAAUUUUAAAGCACAAAUCGAGUCAGAAAGCGUAAAAUUCGUCGACUGUUUACACUGAGGCUUCUGAAUGAGUAACAGAAAAUGACGGCACUACCGCGAGAGGUGUUCAAAUGGUUGCAGAGCCUGGAUCUUACUUUCCCAAUCAGAAAUGUGCGAAGAGAUUUAUCUAAUGGUUACAUCGUGGCUGAGAUCUUCUCUUGGUACUUCCCUCAAGAUAUCCAGAUGCAUAAUUAUGACAACUGCAGUGGCCUGCCCGGUAAACUAGGAAAUUGGUCACAACUCAAAACGUUUUUCAAGAGGCGAAAUAUUGAGAUUCCUGAAGAGUUGAUUGAUGGGACCCUUCACUGUAAAACAGAUGCAGCGGAGCUGUUAGUGCAGUUCCUCUACACCAAGCUCACCAACAGGAAGGUGAAAAGACUUGCCUUGGGUCACGAUAUUGACUUCACGGACCACGCCUACCAGCUUCAGCUACCAAUGCACGCACGAUCGACAGCUUCUACUGCGGUCAAGACCAACCUGAAAAUCACAGAGUUCCAGACUGCACCCAAUAUCAUCACCUGUCAACAAAAGGCCCAGGAGAUCAUCCAUAAACACAUCCAGCACCGGCAGGAGGAGCGACUGGAAGAUCCUGAACAUUUUGACAUCAAGCCCACCAUCGGUCAGAAGUGUGUCCGCCGGCCCCCACCGGCCAAUACCUACACUGGGGAGGAUGUGGGAUGGAAGGACCAGUCGCAAGCUGUCAGCCGCAAACAGAACACAUCCACAAGGAAACGUAGCCCAGAAGUUCCGUCCAAUGCCAAAUUGCCUUCUGCCACCAAUGUUACCUUCCGUGAGAUCCGGGUCAGCCAGAUGGACCACACCUCCCAGCCCGCCUUAUACCCCGUUGCUAGCCUGUCCUCAAGUCCCGUACUUCCACCCAUCGGUAGUCAGUCAUGAUGGCAGCAAUAACCAAGACACUGUGUCAGACGUUUUGUCUAUGGCUCUGGCUGUUUGUCACAGGUCCCCAGCUGUCAGUAGCCACAGCCAUAGGCAAGAAUGCCCAGUUUGGGUAAAAUGUUGGAAUGGUUCCACAUUGGCUGCAUCAUAAGAAGUUGAAACGAAGAGUUGAGGCUCCACCAUGACUUGGCGACAGGCUUCUUACCACUAACUUGCUCAUACCUGCUUUGGAAAUCUCAAGUUUUAUAAUGCAACACUUACAACUGGGCUAAAAUUGGACUUGAAACCAUUUUAUCAUGAAGAGAUUUUGGGGGGGCAUUGUAAAGCUUUUAACUCAAAUGGAGCCUUUUUAAAAUGCAGCAGUUUGUGUACCAAAUAUUAGAAUUUUGUGUUCAUUUUGAUGAAAAGACAGCUAAAAUUUAUUCCUACUGUAAAUAUACCUGUUUUCCCUACUACCAAGAAUGGUGUCCUAAGCUUAAUCCAGAUACACUACACUGUUUCGAACAGUGUACUCUGUCCGUCUUCAGGAGACUGUCCGUCUCCUGAAGACGGACAGAGUACACAGGUCGAAACGUCGAGUCAUUCCCCGGUUCUUCUCAGAACCACACAUACUCAAGAAAGAGAUUGAUCCAUGGUGUAAUCGCAAUCGUUUCACUCGUAUAGUUCUUUCACCGUGAAAACCUUCAAGUCUUACAGUUGUAGUUUCAGUUCAAACUCUGAUUGUUGGAACUCUUACCCUAAUGCAAUUUGGACGUUCAUUCAUUCUGUAAAAUAAGAUACUUAGAUUAAUAAGAAAUUAUAUGUGAUUUAUUUAAACUCUUAUUUUUUGGUUCAACUUGUUGCCAGCAUGUUAAUAAAGUUGGUUUUGUAUAGCACUUUCA